This is a messenger RNA of Monopterus albus (swamp eel), 540 nucleotides long. Its product is annotated as persephin. The coding region runs from base 1 to 540 and encodes 179 amino acids. The transcript has 2 exons. Lineage: Eukaryota; Metazoa; Chordata; Actinopteri; Synbranchiformes; Synbranchidae. Gene Ontology annotation, molecular function: growth factor activity; glial cell-derived neurotrophic factor receptor binding; receptor tyrosine kinase binding. The record is from RefSeq and is a predicted model, not a curated record.
AUGAGGUCCCUGUUGAAGCUGGUUUUGAUUCUGCUCUGUGUCCAGAGGGGAGAGGGCCACUGGCUGAGAUCACUGGUUGAUCAGAGAGAAGAAACAGCAUCUGCACACACAUCUGCAAAUGAGGACAAAAGUAGUAGAUAUUCAGCUGAAGAUGACGGCCAAACAGAAGCUUCUGGAGUUGGGUCAUCAUUUGAUCCCAUCAUCGCAGUCCGGUCACGCCGCUCUGCUCCAGACUCCCAGUGCAGCCUGCGCUCCAUCCUACUGCAGGUUCGAGACCUCGGGCUGGGCUACGACUCAGACGAGACUAUCCUCUUCAAGUACUGCAGCGGGAUGUGCCCUUUGGUUCGCUCCAACCAUGACCUCACCCUUACUAACCUGUUGAUCAGUGGGGCGAUUCCUCACUCAACCCCUGGCGAGCUAUGGCACAACGCGCCCUGCUGCAGGCCCACCCACCACGAGGACAUGGCCUUCCUCGACAACUUGCAUCACUGGCACAAGGUGGAGAAGCUACUGGCAGCGGGCUGCAGCUGUGUGGGCUAG